Messenger RNA from Naegleria fowleri, 1260 nucleotides. RefSeq lists its product as uncharacterized. The coding region runs from base 1 to 1260 and encodes 419 amino acids. The record is from RefSeq and is a predicted model, not a curated record. The transcript is spliced from 3 exons. Lineage: Eukaryota; Heterolobosea; Eutetramitea; Acrasida; Naegleriidae.
AUGAAUCCAACGAGCCCUUCAGUCAUUCACACAACUCUUUCCGAUGGAAAUAAUACAUCGCCUAACAACAACACCAGAAAUAGCAGCAUUGCACUCUUCUCAACAGAAAGUUAUAUCAUUCUUGCCUUUAAUUAUCCAUUCUUGUUGUUAUUUGUGGCUUUGUUGCUCAUUACAUUUGUGAGUUACAUGAUUCAACGGUCUCAUAUGAAACGAAAUCAACAUGUUCUCUUUUCUCUCUUAUUUGUUCUUGAAGGUUUUGUGUGUGCGAACAUAUUGACAAGAACAUCCUCAGAGUAUGGAAUUCUUCAUCCAGAUCCAGAAGUAGGGAUUGAAAUCAAAGCCGUGAUUAAGAUUUUCGACAGAUGUUUGGCGAAUAGUGCCAUGUUGAUGGAAAUUCUGAUCAUGUGUCAUAUUUCCUACGUUUUCUGUCGAACCUGUCGAUCGGUUGGCACUCUUUCAGCUGUCAAUUUCAAACGCAUGCGUCGAUUUUUCAUCAUUUUUAUCCUUGUUUUUACCAUUCUAUUUGUUGUAUUGAACCUGCUUGUCUUCACUGUAGGUAUUGCAAUUGCAGCAGAUGCUCAUUAUGUGAAUGUCAUUUUGCCAGCCACCGUUGCACUUGUGACUGUGAUGACCUUUUUGUUUUUUGUGUCAUCCAUCGUUGUCGUUGUUGCAAUUAAUAUCAUUGGAAGAAAACUACAGCAUUAUCUUGUGGAGAGCCAGAACCGAAUCAUAAUGUCUCUCAAAGAUGAAUCGACUUUACAAUCGAAAAAUACAAAUAUAGAAAGUGUACAAACUUACAUGAUUAAGAAGAGUGCUCUCAGAAAAUCCAUGCUUAUUCAAUAUGGUCUUAGUGCCUCCUUAUUGGUGCAAUGUAUUGGUUUCUUGUUCAUUCCAGCUCAAAUCUUCAAGACCAUACUAGCAAGUGUUUUUCAUUUCAUUUUCAAUUUGGGAAUUUUCAUUUUCAUUGUGUUGAUUUUAUGCAUUUACAAUCCAUUGAAACAAGUGACAAAAUCUUUCAGUGAAGGUGGCGAUUUCUCUCAAUCGUCUGGAGCGAACGGUCCAACUGAACUUCCAACGAAACGACCAACAACCACUGCUCUUGAUCGAGUGGAGAGAUGUAACAGUUUCAUUUCUUCUCCAGACAGCAAGGAAUUCAAUCAAGAACAAGAGAUUCAAGUGGUGACAACUAGUACAUGUUCUGGUCUUGUGAGUGAAGGCAGUGAUGUUCCUACUCCUAUUAAAUGUGAGCUCAUUCAAUAA